Messenger RNA from Aricia agestis (brown argus), 1959 nucleotides. Its product is annotated as 4-coumarate--CoA ligase 1-like. The transcript has 10 exons. Gene Ontology annotation, biological process: long-chain fatty acid metabolic process; fatty-acyl-CoA biosynthetic process. Lineage: Eukaryota; Metazoa; Arthropoda; Insecta; Lepidoptera; Lycaenidae. The record is from RefSeq and is a predicted model, not a curated record. Gene Ontology annotation, molecular function: long-chain fatty acid-CoA ligase activity. The coding region runs from base 77 to 1696 and encodes 539 amino acids.
CAAAACCCGCGGCGCUCGCGUCCACUUGUGUUACAUAACUUGUAGACAUUGUGUGUUACUUGUUUAUAUUUCCGUGAUGAUUCGAAACAGUAAAUACCUUUAUGGGCCAAACGAUGUCGUGAUACCGGCAUCUAUAAGUUUCAGUGAGUAUCUGCUGGAGAAACUACGGGAGAACAAGGGAAAGCCAGCGUUGAUAAAUGGCUUGACAGACGAGCGGCUGAUGUAUGACGAAAUACUUCAGUGUUCGAUGAACUUUGCCGUGUCUCUGUCCGGUCUGGGGAUCAGGCGGGGAGACGUGGUGGGACUGGUGUCGGAGAACCGCGCGGAGUUCUGGAGCUCGAUCGUGGGGAUUUUGUGCACAGGGGCUACUGCUACGCCCUUCAACUUGACUUAUACUAAAGAUGAGUUCAAACACGUCAUCAGCAUAACGAAACCGAAAAUUAUGAUAUUUUCGCCAAUCGGUUACAAACUGCUCGGUAAGAUGAUCACCAGCUUGCCAUUCGUCAAGAGAAUCAUAAUAUUCGGCACCGAGAGAAUCCCUGGUACACUUCUGUACAACGACCUGGCGACAAUGGUUGACGACGGGCGACGGGACGUCACGGCGCUGCGGCGUGACGUGACGGCCGACGAGUUCGUGCCGGCAGACGUCGAGGGACAGAGCGACGUGGCGUUCGUGCUGUACUCCUCCGGCACCACGGGACUGCCCAAAGGCGUCAUGGUGACGCAUCACAAUUGUGUCGUCAUGGCCUCGUCAGGCAGUGUUAAUACUGAGUUGAUCGGUCUCACUAUAACCCCGUGGUUUCACGCGAUGGGCCUUAUGACCAACCUGGCUACGUUCUCGCGAGGGCGAACCAACGUCUACCUACCGAAGUUCGAUGUCGACAUAUUCUUAAAAACGAUUGAGAAGUACAAGGUAGGCAGAACGAGUGUAGUCCCAGCUAUAUUGGUGGCACUGAGUAAGGCUGAACAUUCCUACGACACGAGCUCGCUGCAGGUUGUGUACUGUGGUGCCGCGCCGUUGUAUGAGGAAACCGCACUCGCUUUUAAAAAGAAGUUCCCGUCAGUCCAGGCGAUACUGCAGGGUUACGGCAUGACGGAGAGCACCCUCACCCUGCUCAUCAACGACAACCCUGACAAGAUCGCCAGCGUCGGCACCGUCACACCACAUAAUGUUGUCAAGGUAGUUAACAUCGAUACCAGAGAACCCUUGGGUCCGAAUGAGGAGGGCGAGAUUUGUGUGAAGGGUCUGAUGAUUAUGAAGGGCUACAUCGGGAAGGACAGACGCGAAGACUUCGAUGACGAAGGGUUCUACAAGACAGGAGACAUCGGAUACUAUGACGAGCAGGGAUACUUUUAUAUCGUGGACAGGCUGAAAGAACUGAUUAAAUAUAAGGGAUUCCAAGUAGCCCCAGCGGAGUUAGAGGCAGUGCUUCUCAAACACGAGGGGAUCAAAGAUGCCGGGAUCGUGGGGGUGCCGCACCGCGGCGCCGGCGAGGUCCCCCGCGCGUUCGUGGUCCCCCAGCCGGGGGUCACGCUCACUGAGCGGGGGGUCCAGGACUUUGUGGCUGAGCGGCUUUCAAAUCCAAAACAUCUACGUGGAGGUGUCAAAUUCAUCGACAGCAUUCCCAGAAAUCCUUCAGGCAAGAUACUUAGAAGAGAGCUGAGGAAAAUGGUCAAAUCAAAGAGCAAAUUAUAAAAGACCAAGGUUUUAUACACUAUUAUACAGUCCAAUUUUUCUCGUAAAGAUGUGGAAAUAAAAUGGGGGCCAAAGUAAAUUAAUAAGAUAUAAUAGGACUUGAUUACACCUACCGAGUAACGUGGCGAGACAGUGCACUCGGCCAAACUGUCUCGCCACUGUACCUACUCUGUUGUUUUAAUCGAGGCAAUAAGGCAUGUAUCAAAAUAGCAAUUUAAAUUUUUACAAUGAUUAUCGGCUUAGAAUAUAUUUUGUAAAUUAUA